CCGACACACCACAGCUCGCCGCCGCCUCGCCUGCCAGAUGCCAUGACACAAAUGGCGCACCACAGCUCGCCGCCGCCUCGCCUGCCAGAUGCCAUGACACAAAUGGCGCACCACAGCUCGCCGCCGCCUCGCCUGCCAGAUGUCAUGACACAAAUGGCGCACCACAGCUCGCCGCCGCCUCGCCUGCCAGAUGCCAUGACACAAAUGGCGCACCACAGCUCGCCGCCGCCUCGCCUGCCAGAUGCCAUGACACAAAUGGCGCACCACAGCUCGCCGCCGCCUCGCCUGCCGGCGCUGGUAGCUUCUCCGCCUCCGCCUCCGCCUCCGCCUCCGCCUCCGCCUCCGCCUCCAGCUCUGCCGCCAACGCCGCCGCCCGGGCGCCCACAAACGCCACGGCCUCCUCCCCUCCCGCCACAUACGAACAGAGCGCCUCCGAAAAGUAGCGCCCCGCGUAAGGCUCCAUCAGUGCUUCGUAACGCAGGCGCGUUUCGGCAGCCGGUCCACGACUCUUGCCCGUCCACCCUCGUUUCUUCAUCCCAAAUUCGCAGAGCACGCGCACCAGCCCUUCCGGCAAGCGGGGCGCCGCCGCGCGGAGCGCCUGCGGCGCGGAAUGCGGCGGCGGGAAGCGGAGGGUGGCGCCGUCGGCGUCCGUCCCGUAAAAGACGAGGCGCGCCAUCGGCCGGCGUGACUGGAGCUGCGGCUUGCCCGCGGCGGUGA
Molecule: messenger RNA, 717 nt
Organism: Emiliania huxleyi CCMP1516
Lineage: Eukaryota; Haptophyta; Isochrysidales; Noelaerhabdaceae
Exons: 2
Source: RefSeq, a predicted model, not a curated record